GAGAGAUGCACGAUACAAUGCUAGCAAUGCAAGCUGCUGCAACAUCACCAGCAGCAUCAUGUCCGAAGACAAGACGAUAAAGUACGAAAUCUUCUACGGUGUGUCGAGUCCGUGGGCCUGCCUCGGCGCCGGGCAGGCAUACGGCUUUGGACGCAAGUACGGCCUGACGGUGCACCUGCGCCCAAUCGUCGUGAUUGAGGCCAACGGCGGCAUCACGCUCGCAAAACGGCCGCAGGCGCGGCUCGACUACCAUGCUCUGGACCUUCGCCGCACCGCCGACAGGCUCGGCAUCCCACUCGUCUCCAAGCCAAAGUACUACCCGCUCGGCUCGAUCCUGAUCGCUGCGCAGGCCAUCAUCCGGGUCCAGCAGGCGCUCGGGCCCGGCGCAAAGGCCAUCGCGUUCAGCUGGGCGAUCCAGAACUCGCUCUGGCUCGAAGAGGGCAACGUGUACGAUGUCGAGCACCUGCGCUCGCUCGCCCGCCGCGUCGGCUUGGACGAGGAGCUCGUGCUCUCCGCCGUCGUAGACAACCGCGAGGACAAGUCCGACGCCGGCGUCCGCGAGUGGGAGCGUAACCUCGCAGACGCGGAGGCCCUGGGCAUCUUUGGCACGCCCAACUAUGUGGUCAACGGCGAGAUAUUCUGGGGGCGCGAUCGGCUCGACGACGCCGAGGCGAGGAUCCAGGAGCUGCUGGCAAAGGGAUACCGGGCUUUCCUCGCGAGCUUCCAGGCCGCGAUCAAGGAGGGCGCCGAUGGCAUCGAGUCGGACGUCCACAUCACGUCGGACGGCGUCAUUCUCAUGUUCCACGACCCGACGCUGGACCGCACCACGACGGGCACGGGCGCCAUCAAGACCCAGCCUUGGAAGGACGUUAUCGAGCAUGUGCGCACCAAGAAGGAGCCAGUGCAGCCGAUCCCGCGGUUCGAGGAGCUCAUCGACCUCCUCAUGAAGCCCGAGAACCAGCACGUCGUGCUCAACAUCGACUGCAAGAUGCAGAAUGACCCCGAGGAGAUGUUCCCCGCCAUGGCGAAGAUCAUCGAGUCCCACGACAACUGGGAGACGCUGCUCGCCCCGCGUCUGAUCCUCGGCCUCUGGCACCCCGUCUUCAUUCGCCCUGCGCUGGCCCACCUCCCCCGCCUCCGCAGGUAUCACAUUGGCUUGUCGCCGUCGCUCGCGCGCACGUACUUCUGGGACUCGUGCGAGGGCUUCUCGCUCAACUUUGCCAUGCUCGUCGGCGCCGAGGGCCAGCAGUUUAUCGCUGAUGCCCGCGCGGCUGGCAAGGAGAUCUGCGUGUGGACCGUCAACGACCCGAACGAGAUGCGCACGGCUAUCGGAUGGGGCAUCAAGGCGGUGCUUACGGACAAGGUGGCCAUCUUUAUGGAGCUCAAGAACGAGAUCAUCCAAGAUCCCACCAAGAUCACCAUCCCCGGAGUCUACGGCUACCUGUUUGCCUGGUCCAGCUGGCGCUACUACUCCACCACACACCUGUGGGUGGAGCGUAGCCAGUUGGACACGAUGCGCACCGUGUGCUACCAGCCCGGGCCCAUUGUCAAGGCCGACCUCUCGGGCUACGAGAGCGUUAUCGGUGACGGCUCGGCGGGUCACGAGGUUGUGGCGGCGGCGUAGGCGACUAGCCUCAACACGGCCGUUGUAAUGUAGGAGGAUAGAUGACACUGUACACAGAGUGUGCCCCGAUCUACGGGACGCCUGUUAAUAGACAUUAUGCAAGAGUAGGAG
Vanrija pseudolonga is the source of this 1735-nucleotide messenger RNA. Its product is annotated as Phosphatidylglycerol phospholipase C. NCBI's taxonomy places the organism in Eukaryota, Fungi, Basidiomycota, Tremellomycetes, Trichosporonales, Trichosporonaceae. Gene Ontology annotation, molecular function: oxidoreductase activity; phosphoric diester hydrolase activity. The transcript has 14 exons. Gene Ontology annotation, biological process: lipid metabolic process. Bases 59 to 1624 code for a protein of 521 amino acids. The record is from RefSeq and is a predicted model, not a curated record.